CGCCAUCAUUUCUAAGUCCACCUCUCUUAUUUUUCCAUCAUCGUCUCUUCUUCAUUGAUCAUUUGAGUUUAAUUUCUUCUUCGAAUAUUGAUCAGAAAAAUUAAUAGAAGCAAAUAAAGAUGGAUUGUUCUAUAUGUAGCGCGAUGCCAUUUAUUCUAAGGCCACCAAGAAAUACUAUAUGCGCAGCUUGUUAUGAGGGAGCUAGAACUAUAAUUACGUUGACUACCAACAAGCUUGAUCAUAUUGAAAAUACAAAAGGAAGUGAUAAUAAAACAGUAACUGGAGUUCUUUCUGCUUCUUCAUCCAAUCCAUCUAUUAAGGGAUUUGGAAAUGCGUUGAAAUGGGUGAAAGAAAUGAAGGAGAUGGAAGAGGAAUUAAAGGAGAAGCUGAAUUAUCUUAGUGGUUUUGUUGUUGCCUUGAGAGAUCAUAUUCAUACUGAUAUUUUAAUUAAACCUGGCAAUGAUGCUCCUUGUAUACCAGCACAUAGAGCUCUUCUGGCAGCUAGAUCUGAUAUAUUCAAAAACAUACUGGACUCAGAUGGAUGUAAAGCUCCACCAAGUGACAACACAAUAACAUUGUCUGAACUAAACUACGAUGAAUUAGAGUGUCUAUUAGAGUUCCUGUACAGUGGAGAUUUGGCUAAAGAGAAGGUGGAAAAACACGUAUAUUCGUUGUCAAUUGCAGCAGAUAAGUAUGAAAUUCCAUUCUUGCAGAAAUUUUGUGAGAAUCAAAUGUUGGGAUCAUUGAACACAUGGAAUGCUCUUGAUGUUUUAGAGAUUUCUGAUACUUGUUCUAAUACGUCGUUAAAGGAGACAGCGUUAAACUUCAUUGUUAAGAACAUGGAGGAUAUUGUGUUUACACCUAGAUUUGAUGCAUUUGCACUCAAGAAUCCUCAUUUAACUGUACAGAUUACUAGGGCUUCUUUUAUAGACAUUAAAAAUAGAAGGCUUACUGUUUGAUUA
Molecule: messenger RNA, 962 nt
Organism: Solanum verrucosum
Lineage: Eukaryota; Viridiplantae; Streptophyta; Magnoliopsida; Solanales; Solanaceae
Product: BTB/POZ domain-containing protein At3g56230-like
Exons: 3
Coding region: 120-959 (279 amino acids)
Molecular function (GO): protein binding
Source: RefSeq, a predicted model, not a curated record